Psammomys obesus (fat sand rat) is the source of this 5982-nucleotide messenger RNA. It is a transcript of the gene Abr, whose product is annotated as ABR activator of RhoGEF and GTPase. The record is from RefSeq and is a predicted model, not a curated record. The transcript has 23 exons. Lineage: Eukaryota; Metazoa; Chordata; Mammalia; Rodentia; Muridae. Gene Ontology annotation, cellular component: membrane. Gene Ontology annotation, molecular function: protein serine/threonine kinase activity; GTPase activator activity; guanyl-nucleotide exchange factor activity. Bases 107 to 3640 code for a protein of 1177 amino acids. Gene Ontology annotation, biological process: protein phosphorylation; positive regulation of GTPase activity; intracellular signal transduction.
CUUCAGGCACUGAAGCGAGGGACGGGAGACUGCGACACAGCGCGCGCUUCCGAGGAGCUCCAGGCGCCGAGGAGCCGGGCCCGGGAGGCCCGACGGCGCGGCCAGCAUGUGGGACCCGCAGGAGUUCGAGCGCCACUGGCAGGCCGAGUUCCCCGGGGAGGAGGCCCCGGUCAUGAGGCUGGAGUCGGUGCCGGACAUGGAGCGCGAGCUCGAACGUUGCAAACUCAACCUGAAGCGGCUGCAACAGGUGUUGGCCGAGGAGAAGUUCAAAGUCGGCUACCUGCAGGCGGCCCUGGCUGGGGAGAAGACGGACCCACGGGGAGGGCGGCCGGAGGGCGGGGACGGCGGCGGCGGGAGCCGGGGAGCCUCCGCGGAGGAGCCAGCCGGAGCCGAGCGCGCGCCGCCGCCGCAGCCGCCGCCGCCGCCGCGCGAGGACCGGGGCGCCCCGGCCUCCCCAGGCCCCGCGCGCCCGGCCCCGGAGGUGGCCACGCCGCCCCCCGACGCGUGCCUGGACCUCCCCGCCUGGCCCGGGGCGGUGGAGGGAGGGGGCGCCGUGCGCAGCCUGACCGCCGCCAUCCACCAGCAGCUCGUGCAGCCUCGCCUGCUCUUCAGGCUCCGCGAGGACGGUGCGCUCGGCGGCCGCGAUGGCCCCGGCCCCGGUGGCCCCGGAGAGGACCGGCCCUCCGGGGGCCGCGCGGGGCGGGGCUCGGACGAGGGCGAACCGGACGCCUCGGGUGGCGAUGACGGAGGCGACUGCAGUGACCACGACUUUGAGAUGGUGGAUUUGAAUGAGAAAUUCGUCCUGGGCCACCUACUUGUGGCCCCCUGCCGGUUUGGGAGCCGCGACGAGGCCGAGAGGCCGGCGCGGCCGUGCAGCCCCCACCGCUGGAUGCACCUGAUCUCCGGAGGCUGGCGGCACCACCGGCGGCGGAGCCGGGACCUGGACCAGCUGGAGGCGGACGAGGAGCCCCCCAGGCGCGGGGCGCGGGAGCACCUCGCCCAGUGGGGGCGCAAGAGGUUCCUGCGCUUGCCGGACCGGGAUUCGCCCAGUCACAGCUCGCCGGAGAGAGGCAGCGACUGCAGCCACAACAGCUCCGACCACGAAGACGCCUUCUCCGCAGACUUCAGCUACGGGGCCGAGGACUACGACGCAGAGGGGCAUGAGGAGCAGAAGGGGCCCCCCGAGGGCUCAGAGACCAUGCCGUACAUCGACGAGUCACCUACCAUGUCGCCCCAGCUCAGCGCCCGAAGCCAGGCUGGUGGGGACAGCAUCUCACCCACCCCACCUGAGGGGUUGGCAUCUGGGGUGGAGGCAGGGAAGGGCCUGGAGAUGAGGAAACUGGUUCUCUCGGGCUUUCUGGCCAGUGAAGAGAUCUACAUUAACCAGCUGGAAGCCUUGUUGCUGCCCAUGAAACCCCUGAAGGCCACAGCCACCACCUCCCAGCCCGUGCUCACCAUCCAGCAGAUUGAGACCAUCUUCUACAAGAUCCAGGACAUCUACGAGAUCCACAAGGAGUUCUACGACAGCCUCUGCCCCAAGGUGCAGCAGUGGGACAGCCAGGUCACCAUGGGCCAUCUUUUCCAGAAGCUGGCCAGCCAGCUUGGUGUGUACAAAGCAUUUGUGGAUAACUAUAAAGUCGCUCUGGAGACAGCUGAGAAGUGCAGCCAGUCCAACAACCAGUUCCAGAAGAUCUCUGAGGAACUCAAAGUGAAAGGGCCCAAGGACUCUAAGGACAGCCAUACGUCAGUCACCAUGGAAGCUCUGCUCUACAAGCCUAUUGACCGAGUCACUCGGAGCACCCUGGUCCUACACGAUCUGUUGAAGCAUACACCUGUGGACCAUCCAGACUACCCACUGCUUCAGGAUGCCCUCCGAAUCUCCCAGAAUUUCCUGUCCAGCAUUAAUGAGGACAUUGAUCCCCGCCGGACUGCAGUCACAACCCCCAAGGGGGAGACUCGGCAGCUGGUGAAGGACGGCUUCUUGGUGGAAAUGUCUGAGAGCUCCCGGAAGCUGCGGCACGUCUUUCUCUUCACAGAUGUCCUACUGUGUGCCAAGCUGAAGAAGACUUCUGCAGGAAAGCACCAGCAGUAUGACUGUAAGUGGUACAUCCCCCUGGCCGACUUGGUGUUCCCAUCCCCUGAGGAGUCAGAGGCCAGUCCCCAGGUGCACCUCUUCCCAGACCACGAGCUAGAGGACAUGAAAACGAAGAUCUCUGCCCUCAAGAGUGAGAUCCAGAAGGAGAAAGCCAACAAAGGACAGAGCCGAGCCAUUGAGCGUCUCAAAAAGAAGAUGUUUGAGAAUGAGUUCUUGCUGCUGCUCAAUUCCCCAACCAUCCCGUUCCGGAUACACAAUCGGAAUGGAAAGAGUUACCUGUUUCUCCUGUCCUCUGACUAUGAGAGGUCGGAGUGGAGAGAAGCGAUUCAGAAGCUACAGAAGAAGGAUCUCCAGGCCUUUGUCCUGAGCUCUGUGGAGCUCCAGGUGCUCACGGGAUCCUGUUUCAAGCUUAGGACUGUGCACAACAUUCCUGUCACCAGCAAUAAGGAUGACGAUGAGUCUCCAGGACUGUACGGUUUCCUUCACGUCAUCGUCCACUCUGCCAAGGGGUUUAAACAAUCAGCCAAUCUUUACUGUACUCUGGAGGUGGACUCCUUUGGCUAUUUCGUCAGCAAAGCCAAAACCAGGGUGUUUCGGGACACGACGGAGCCCAAAUGGGAUGAGGAGUUUGAGAUCGAGCUGGAGGGGUCACAGUCCCUGAGGAUCCUGUGCUAUGAGAAGUGCUACGACAAGACCAAGGUCAACAAGGACAACAAUGAGAUUGUGGACAAGAUCAUGGGCAAGGGGCAGAUCCAGCUGGAUCCUCAGACUGUAGAAACCAAGAACUGGCAUACGGAUGUGAUUGAAAUGAACGGGAUCAAAGUGGAAUUCUCCAUGAAAUUUAGCAGCCGUGACAUGAGCCUGAAGAGGACCCCAUCCAAAAAGCAGACGGGCGUUUUCGGGGUGAAGAUCAGCGUGGUGACCAAGCGGGAGCGCUCCAAGGUGCCCUACAUCGUACGGCAGUGUGUAGAAGAGGUGGAGAAGAGGGGCAUUGAGGAGGUUGGCAUCUACAGGAUAUCAGGGGUGGCCACGGACAUCCAGGCGCUGAAGGCUGUCUUUGAUGCCAAUAACAAGGACAUCCUACUAAUGCUGAGCGACAUGGACAUCAACGCCAUCGCUGGUACCCUCAAGCUCUACUUCCGGGAACUGCCCGAGCCCCUCCUCACAGACCGACUUUACCCGGCGUUCAUGGAGGGCAUCGCCCUGUCAGACCCUGCUGCCAAGGAGAACUGCAUGAUGCACCUACUCCGCUCUCUGCCCGACCCCAACCUCAUCACCUUCCUUUUCCUGCUGGAACACUUGAAAAGGGUGGCUGAGAAGGAACCCAUCAACAAGAUGUCGCUCCACAACCUGGCCACUGUGUUUGGCCCCACGUUACUGAGACCCUCAGAAGUGGAAAGCAAAGCACAUCUCACGUCAGCUGCAGACAUUUGGUCCCAUGAUGUCAUGGCCCAGGUCCAGGUCCUCCUCUACUACCUGCAGCACCCCCCCAUCUCCUUCGCAGAACUGAAGCGGAACACACUGUACUUCUCCACAGACGUGUAGCCCGGGGUGGGCAGCUGUGGGGGUGGCCAGAGGCAGCCCUCCAGCCGGGGCCCGACAGACUUGAAAGACUGCAACAGAACUCCCCAGCCUAGCACUCCAGAGUCCAAGGGAAGCUAUCUUCCGAGAACUGGGACAUGUGCGUCUUUUGUGCCACCUUGUACAGAGCCAGCCGACCACCCCAGCCAUCUCGCCACACCCCAGCUCCUACGCUCCAUACCUCGGAGUGUGUCUGAUGCUCCAUGCUGUCCAGGAAUUGUUUUAUGUAUAUUUGUCAUGCAGAAAAGGUAGUGGCUGAGCUGCUGUGGACACAGUCAGCCUGCUUUGUUCUUUCAUUUCUCCCAACACUUUUUUUCUGCCUGAGUCCAGUCCAAGGACUUUUAUUUUGCGCUGUGUAAGUGCUGCCAGCUUCUCCUCGCCUGGCCCCGCUCCCAGAUUGCAGCCUCCCUGCAGUCCCUGCCCUCUCCAUCUUCCCAGCCUGCUGCAUGCAUGUGCAGCAGGGGCGUCUGCUCCAUCACUGGAAACCUGCAGAGGCCCUGGGCAGUGGUGGCCUGAUGUGCCGCGGGCCGCCCUCGGCCUCCUGGCUUUCCACCUGUGGAAGCACACCUGCUUUCUUUGCUGUCUGUGCAAAUGUUGACCAAGGAGACAGACAUACGCUAAUCUCAGCACAGAGCUGGAGAGCUGAUUUCUGGAAUGUUCUAUUUGAGAAUUACCAUUUCUGGGAUAUGUCUGUUCUGUCUCCUGCCUACCAGUGCGGCAUCUUCAACUGUUUUCUUCUAUUGCUGAAUUUUCUGUUCCUUUUCUCCUGGUGUUCUCUUUUCUUUGAGUGUAAUGACCCACAAGUGCCCUGCCAUCAAGAGAGGUCAGGAAGGCACCUGAAGGGUGUGGUGGGCACCCAGGCUGUGAAGGAACAAGAUGGGUAAAGCAGACAGCAGCGGCAAGUCAAAGGAAGCCAGUCUGCAUAGUACAGACCUGCUGAGGCUGCCCUAGGGGAGCACGGCCUCCCGGGCGCCAACUUCUGUGGCUGAAUCAGGUGUCCAGAUGAAAAGCGGCUCUGUCCUGGAACCUGGAACCUCACAUACCUCGUGGUACUUUUGCCUUAGAUUUUACACUCUCAACAGCCAAGCACUGCCACGGGGCAGCCACAUGGUCAUGUAUGCUUCAGAGCCUAGAAACAGCAGACACAAACAGGCUGGAAUGGUCCUGCCCUGGCACUGUCCUCAGUUGUAAAUUCAGGCCUGUGGGUAAUCCCAGGUGUAUGAGAUAGGCCGCCUCUCUUGUGGGUUCUGCUGUUGCUCCGGAGCAUGGGGUCAGCAGCUGUUAUUCCCAGGUCUGUCACCUAUUGCUUGUUACUAAAAAGGAGUUUUACCCCAAAGCACCAUUUCCAGUCUGAGCAGCAACUACCAGCUGUGGCAAUUAGGGAAAGAAAGGUGCUCCUGUCAUUGGGGCUUGAGCUAUCACACAGCUUCCUGUGUCUUCUAUGUGGUAGACACAGCUUGGGGAGACAAGCUGUCACUGUGUAUGCUCAGGGCUAAGUCUAAAGAAUGGUUUGCUGGCCCCUCAAGCUCUUGUUUGCUGGGUGAGAGGCAGGGCUUUUUUCAGGUCCUGUUCAUACUGUUGCCUUUGACAGAACGGUACAGUUUGUGCAUGCAGGAGGAAGGAAUGCCAACUUCCCAGCUGCCUGUUAGUUCAACAAGGAGCCUUGCUGCCUCAAACAGGUGAAAAGAGAAUGCCCUUGAGUGUAAAGAUCAUAUCACCCAGCCACCAUCUGGCACCCGGGUAUUGCUGGAGUGUGGCAUUCUUGCUUCCAAAGGAUUGACAUCAAAACCCAACCGGAGCUGCUUGCAGCUCAGAACAGUGCCUCCUGUCUCUUCAGAACAAGGGAUAUUGGCUUCUCCGCAUCAGCUACUGCAGACCCCAUCUUGCUUAGGCUGUACAAAAGCAGGAAAGCCGGAGGAGCUGAGAAUUACUAAAAGUUCCUAUUAUUUAUAAAUUCCACCACAAGUGGAGGGAGUCAGGUGCCAGACCUGAACUGAGGUGCACCAAGGAAGUAUCUGGUGGACCUCUUGAGAUCAGGGCCAUGCAGCCCAGGACCCCCUCGCUGCCAGCAGGGCACCAGGAGACAGGGUCCGGUAACCUAGGUAUGCCUGUACUUGCUUGGGCAAUGACUGAGGGCUGCCAGCUUUUGCUGACAGGUAGGAUGGGACCCCUAAUAAGUUGGUAUGGAUAUAUUUUUUGUCUCUGUUCUGUUUAAACUUAUGUAGAUUAUUAUAAAUUGAUGUAAACCACGUGAGAGGGAAAUGUUAAUAAAAAACUGCAAAGCCUCAUCAUUUGCACAAAACUCA